Dovyalis caffra is the source of this 660-nucleotide messenger RNA. The record is from the annotation of a GenBank genome assembly. Lineage: Eukaryota; Viridiplantae; Streptophyta; Magnoliopsida; Malpighiales; Salicaceae.
AUGAGGAAACCAAGAAAUGGGGCACCCACAUCAUGUGACCACCAGCAGCACCUAACGUCCACCCUGACAACAAACAAGCUGCCUUGUGGGUUGCCUUUGAGCACCAACAAAUCUUUGAGUAUCCUAACAACAGGACCAUCUGUUCCAGAAACUGUUUGGGGUAAGGUAAACCUGACAGCGAAAGCACUCACCGAGGGUGGCUUUGAAUCUCUCUUCAAACAGAUAUUUGAAACUGAUCCUAGUGAGAAGCUGAAGAAGGCUUUUGCUUGUUACCUAUCCACAUCUACUGGCCCUGUUGCUGGAACCCUCUAUCUAUCAACCGCUCCAGUGGCUUUCUGCAGUGAUCUUCCACUAUGCUAUACUGCCCCUUCAGGCCAGGAGGCUUGGAGUUACUAUAAGCCAUAUGGUUAUGGUACUAAUAAAUUCAAAAAUACCAAUAUCUCUGAGCAGAUUAUGAUACCCUCGGAAAAAAUAAGCAGAGUCAUCCCAGUGAUCAUGAAACAAGAUCCACCAGAGAAGUACCUUCAGAUUGUCACCGUUGAUGGGCACGAAUUCUGGUUUACGGAUUUUGUCAAUUUCAAAAAAGCAUCGCGUCAUCUCUUAGAGAGUGUUUCAGGUGAGCUGGGAUCGCAAUUCAACCGGUUGUCGGUUAGCCCAUGA